Messenger RNA from Uloborus diversus, 1554 nucleotides. Its product is annotated as sodium-coupled monocarboxylate transporter 1-like. Gene Ontology annotation, cellular component: membrane. Bases 1 to 1554 code for a protein of 517 amino acids. Gene Ontology annotation, molecular function: symporter activity. The transcript has 12 exons. NCBI's taxonomy places the organism in Eukaryota, Metazoa, Arthropoda, Arachnida, Araneae, Uloboridae. Gene Ontology annotation, biological process: transmembrane transport; sodium ion transport. The record is from RefSeq and is a predicted model, not a curated record.
AUGGACGAAGUAUCUCCGGAUAAAGCAAAACAACGGUUUGAUAUUGCUGACUAUGCUGUUUGUGGGGCAAUGUUGGCUGUUUCUGUUGGCAUAGGAGUUUUCUAUGCAAUCAAAGGAUCCAAAGUGAACACAACCAAAGAAUUCUUGUUUGGAGGAAAGAAGAUGAAAGUUCUUCCAGUCGCAUUAUCAAUUUUAGCCACUUUUCUCUCAGCCAUCACGUUACUGGGCGUUCCAGCUGAAUCAUAUCAAUUUGGACUAAUGUACUGGAUGAUCAACAUUUCUUAUUGUGUCAUGAUACCACUUAGUGCCCAUAUUUAUGUUCCUCUGUUUUACAAGCUUCAAGUGUCAUCAGUCAAUGAGUAUCUGGAGAAACGGUACAACAAAGGAGUGCGUCUUGUGUGUUUCAUCGUCUCUACUAUAUCUCAAUUGAUUUAUACAGCAUUCGUUAUUUAUGCUCCAUCUUUAGUUUUUUCUCAAGUCACUGGCUUGGAUUUAUGGGUAUGUGUGCUGUCAAUGGGCCUGGUGUGUACAUUUUACACAACAAUUGGAGGAAUCAAAGCAGUCAUUUGGACCGACGUUUUCCAGGCACUAAUAAUAUACGGUGCCUUGAUAACUGUGAUAGUCAAAGGAACAAUUGAUGUCGGUGGGCUACAUGAAGUUUGGAGGAAGGCUGAUAUGAGUCAACGAACACAAUUCAUUGAUUUUAAUCCUGAUCCAACUGUUCGACACACAAUUUGGUCCCUGACAAUUGGAGGACUGUUUACUUGGCUAAGCAUUUAUGCUGUAAAUCAAGCUAUGAUUCAAAGAUCGCUGACUAUUCCUACACUAGCAAGAGCAAAGGCAGUUAUAUGGUUGAAUUUACCAGGAAAUAUACUUACCAUUACUCUUACAAUUGUCGCUGGGCUGAUAAUUUAUGCAAACUACUCAACGUGUGAUCCAAUCACUACCAAACAAAUCAAAUCACCCAAUCAGAUCCUUCCUUUCUUUGUGAUGGAUAGUCUAAGUUUAUUUCCAGGGUUACGUGGCCUUUUUGUUUCUGGAAUAUUUAGUGGAGCUUUGAGCACGAUGUCUUCUACUUUGAAUUCGCUUUCUGCGAACACGUUAGAAGACUUAGUGAAGAGCUACAUUGCUACUAAUAUGAGUGAGCUUUGGGCUACAAGAACAGCCAAAUUAUUAGUUGACUCUUGCCAAACUUUGUAUUUUAACGCCACGAAGUUUAUGGCAAAUAUUACCAGUGCAGCUACACCUGUGAUAUCACUAAAUGACGACGUUUUCGUACUGUAUCGAUUAUCAUAUUUGUGGUACAGCGGAAUAGGAUGCAUCAUCGUUAUUGUCAUUGGGUUAUUGGUAUCUUUAUUCAUUGAAAUAGAAAAUAAUUUGUGGGUCCGAAAGUCAUGCAAUAAGUCCCUUGCUAGCAUUUACCUUGGGUGGAGGGUAUUGGAGACCCUCUCUCUCCUUCAGCAGCAUAUUAUAAUUGUAAGGAUAUCAGCAACUCACUUGACGUGGUCUGACAAAGUUAUUAAAUUGGUAGAUGCUGGCAUCAUUUGGGGCUAG